Messenger RNA from Closterium sp. Naga37s-1, 225 nucleotides. Lineage: Eukaryota; Viridiplantae; Streptophyta; Zygnematophyceae; Desmidiales; Closteriaceae. The record is from the annotation of a GenBank genome assembly.
AACGCGUGCAUCUGCGGCGCGCACCGCCAGCGCGCGCGCAUCGACUGCAGCACGCACACGCCAGCGGUGUCCCUUGUUAGCAGCGCACGUGCAUCAGCAGCACGCGCCACCGGCGCACACCCCGUUAGCAGAGCGCACAUGCCGUCAGCGUGCACCACUGGCAACGAGCACGCCCCAGCAUGUGCACCGCGACCAGUGCGCACCACCAGCAGUGCGCACAUCUAG